Messenger RNA from Phlebotomus papatasi, 3399 nucleotides. RefSeq lists its product as uncharacterized. Gene Ontology annotation, biological process: DNA integration. Gene Ontology annotation, molecular function: nucleic acid binding. The transcript has 2 exons. NCBI's taxonomy places the organism in Eukaryota, Metazoa, Arthropoda, Insecta, Diptera, Psychodidae. The record is from RefSeq and is a predicted model, not a curated record. Bases 1 to 3399 code for a protein of 1132 amino acids.
AUGUGUGGAAUUUUGGGUCUGAAAAGGCAUCCAAUCGAUGAAGUCGUAAGCGGUUUGGAGUAUCAACAGUCCAGUCCACGCUUCGCAGUCGAGGCAACCAUUGCGUCACGAUAUACGAUGAAGCCAUAUUCACUGUGGUGUAGAGUGGUUGAUAGGGUGUCAGUGGAAUUGCCAAACUGGCCUGUCCAAGAGAAAGAGAUUGCAAUUCCUCCAGAGUACGAACUUGCAGAUCCAUUAUGGUACAAGACUGAGAGGAUAGAUAUUCACAUUGGCGGUUAUAUUCUCAAUGACGUCCUAUAUGAUAAAUCUCACCAACUGGGUCAGGGACUACCAAGUUUGAAGAAGAGCGAAUUUGGAUGGAUGUUAUUUGGAUGUUGGGAUCAAGAUCCAAAAAACACAUUAACACCACCACUGUCUAGCCACAACAUUGCUUGUAAUCUUUCCACCCUUGCCAGUAUUGACAAAGUCAUGAGAAGGUUUUGGGAAUUGGAAGAAAUUUCUGCUGAAAGCAUGAAGUCAGAAGAGCAUGUGAUGGUGGAAAAUCUGUAUCUCACUACAACAAAAAGAACUGCAGAGGGUAGAUAUGAGGUUCAAUUGCCUUUGAAGGAAAACCACCAGGAGUUGGGAAAUAGUCGAAUCAAGGCUUUGCAAUUGCUUAGAGCAGUGGAGAGAAGACUGUUAGCGCAACCCAAGUUGUAUGAGGAAUAUGCCUCACCGUACCUGGCUACCCGCUCCUUGAACCAAUUGGCGCAGGAUGAAGGUGAGCACUUUCCUGUGGCCGCAAAAUCAGUGCUCAAUCACUUUUACAUCGACGAUUGUCUGAUGUCGGCAGCGUCUACUCAGGAAAUUGUUGAGACCCAGCGGCAGCUUGUUACUAUGUUCCAGAAAGCAAAGCUUGAGCUCUCAAAAUGGAAAUCAAACUCCGCAGAAGUUUUGAUUGACCUGAAUUCCGAGUUAGAUAGUUGUGAAAAUAUUCAUUUGUCGGGAGAAGAAGUAAAAACCUUGGGACUAUCCUGGAAUCCCUCGUUCGAUUCUUUUUGCUUUCAUGUAUCACCAGAUCUCUCUAAGCAAGUUGUGACUAAGCGUACAAUAAUGUCAGUUUUAGCCAGAAUUUUUUAUCCUCUAGGCCUAAUAGGGCCAGUAGUAGUGCAUGCUGAAAUUAUGCUUCAGAGAGUAUGGAGGAGCAAGGUGGACUGGGAUGUGGAAAUUGAAGGAUCGAUGUUGAGUGAUCUUCCACAAGUUCAACAGAUCCAGAUUCCCAGAUGGGCUGCAACAAUUCAGUUUGGCACCAAGGAAGAACUUCACGCGUUCUGUGACGCAAGCAAAAUGGCAUAUGGAGCAGCCAUUUACCUGAUAGUCGAAGAUGAGGAUGGAAAACGAUCUUCCCGUCUCCUGACAGCAAAAAGUAAAGUGGCACCCAUUGACGAGAUUACCAUUCCCAAGUUGGAGCUGUGUGCUGCAACACUCGGAACCAUUUUGAUGACUCGCGUGCGAACUGCGUUUGGCAUUCAGCCCGAGCAAUGUUUCUAUUGGAGUGAUGCCAUGGCUGUGUUAGGACAAAUUCACUCCAAGAGCACUCGACACGAAGUAUUUGUGCGUCACCGAGUCAAGACAAUCAAGGACAAUACAAUUGUGUCGCAAUGGAGAUAUGUACCAACUCACGUAAACCCAGCAGAUAUCUUGUCAAGAGGAACAACUCCGUUGAAGCUUGCAGAAUCUGAUGUCUGGUGGAGUGGCCCCAGCUGGUUGAUUGAGGAUGAAUCUUCAUGGCCCGAGCCUUAUCUCUAUCCCGGUCAGACCGAAGAAGUUAUUGCUAUGACUGUAGCUGCGGACCCUCCUCAACCAAAGAACGUGGAAAGUGAACACAAAUCGUUUGAAAACAUUAUAGCUUCAGCAUCAGAUUGGAAUCACGCCAAAAAACUGACUGUAUGUGCAAUUCGUGAGAACUGGAAAGAGUCAGUCGACGAGAUUCGAAAGGAUUUUCCUGAGUUUUCUCUGACUGAGCUGAGAGAAGCGGAAAAUUGGCUAAUCAGGGAGGAUCAGCAGAUGCAUUUGGGCGAGGCAAUAAAGGCUCUAAAAGCGUCAAGAUUACAUACAAAGAGGGACUUUCAAUUUCUGCAAAGGUUGAGACCUUUCAUCCAUGCCACUGGUGUUAUGAGAGUAGGAGGUCGACUUCAGGAAUCUGAAGAGGACUUGGAAUCAAUCCAUCCGCGAAUUAUACCUAAAAGUCGAUUAGCUGAGCUCAUUGCAAGGCAUGAACAUGUGACACAGUUGCACGCCGGCCCACAAUUGCUUCUCUCGUCCCUGCGUCGUAAGUUCUGGCCACUAGGAGGAAGAUAUUUGGCAAGAAAAGUAGUACAUUAUUGCGAUGUAUGCUAUCGUAUGAAGCCUAAACUGGAAACUCAAGUCAUGGGAAACUUGCCAAAACCUCGAGUUACGCUCAUCCGACCAUUAAGAUCAGUCGGAAUGGAUUUUGCAGGGCCACAUACAAUUAGAGUGGACUUAGCCAGCAGAACGAAGACUCAGAAGGCCUAUGUGUGCGUUUUUGUAUGCAUGGCAAUUAAAGCUGUUCAUCUUGAGGCAGUCAGUUCCCUGUCAACGGAGGCAUUUAUUGCCUGUUUCCGCAGAUUUAUUAGUCGUCGCAAUCUUCCUGCAGAAAUAUAUUCUGAUAAUGGACGCAAUUUUGUUGGAGCAGACAGGGAACUGUGUAGACUUUUUGAACAAGAAGAAAAUCAAAGGAAAUUGAUUGCUGCUACAAGUGAUCUCAACAUUCAGUGGAGAUUUCAAUCACCAUCAGCACCUCAUCAUGGAGGCUUGUACGAAGCAGCAGUCAAAUCGACGAAUUAUCACCUAAAAAGAGUUGCAGGAGAUGUUGUUUUCAAUUUUGAGGAAUUCAAUACACUCCUGUCACAAGUGGAAGCCACGCUUAACAGCCGCCCUCUCACGCAGUUGUCAGAUGAUCCCACGGAUCCACAACCUCUGACUCCCGGACAUUUCUUAACCAUGGCACCACUCAAUCAGCUUCCUGAUCCAGAUGUCACUUAUCUGAAGAUCAAUACUCUAAGUAGAUGGCAGCUCUGCCAAAAGGCCUAUCAGGAUUUUGUUAAGAGGUGGAAGAGAGAGUACUUACACACUCUCCAGCAGCAAUUGAAGUGGACAGAGACCAAGAAAAACUUUAAGGAAGGAGACAUUGUGCAGCUAUCCGAGGAAAGUCUAGGGGAUCUAAAGUGGACAAUGGGACGAGUUGUCGAUGUGUAUAGAGGAAAUGAUGGAUGUAUGCGAACAGUGAAGGUGUCGACAAAUCGAGGAGAAUUUCUGAGACCCAUCACUAAGUUGGCGAAGUAUCCUACAGAAGAAAUUUGGGGAUCAUCGACCCCAAUCAUUACUGGGGAGUGUUAA